Opisthocomus hoazin is the source of this 1347-nucleotide messenger RNA. Lineage: Eukaryota; Metazoa; Chordata; Aves; Opisthocomiformes; Opisthocomidae. The record is from RefSeq and is a predicted model, not a curated record.
AGGCUGAAACUUCAUACCAUUCCUUCUGCAAAGUAUGAGAAAUACUUCAAAAGUAAAAAUUGCACUACAUAUUAUAGAACAAAUGUGUAUAAACCAGCAUCUCUACGUUGCUAAGACACUGGACGCUGCUUUGUUUAUAGCAAGGAAAAUCUGAAUUCCUACAACAUUCGGGAUGGGGAAAGAUUACUAUUCUAUCCUGGGAAUUGAAAAAGGGGCUUCUGAAGAGGAUAUCAAAAAGGCUUACAGAAAACAAGCGCUUAAAUGGCAUCCAGAUAAAAACAAAUCUCCCCACGCAGAGGAGAAAUUCAAAGAGGUUGCAGAAGCCUAUGAAGUGCUGAGUGAUCCCAAAAAGAGAGACAUUUAUGAUCAGUUUGGGGAGGAAGGUCUGAAAGGAGGAGCUGGAGGACCUGAUGGACAGGGUGGUACCUUCCGGUAUUCCUUCCAUGGCGACCCACAUGCUACAUUUGCAGCUUUCUUUGGUGGCACAAAUCCUUUUGAGAUCUUCUUUGGAAGAAGGAUGCCUGGUGGCAGAGACACUGAAGACAUGGAGGUGGAUGGUGAUCCAUUUGGAUCCUUCUCUAGUUUUAGUAUGAAUGGUUUUCCAAGGGAAAGAAAUACAGUUGGUAGUCAAUUACGUCGUAAACAAGAUCCCCCUGUAAUCCAUGAACUUAAAGUGUCAUUGGAAGAGAUCUAUCAUGGUUGCACAAAAAGGAUGAGGAUUUCACGUAAAAGGCUUAACCCAGAUGGUAGGAGUGUCCGAACAGAGGACAAAAUUCUUACUAUUGAGAUAAAAAGAGGAUGGAAAGAAGGCACCAAAAUCACUUUUCCGAAAGAAGGUGAUGAAACGCCCACCACAAUUCCAGCUGAUAUUGUUUUUAUCAUUAAAGAUAAACCUCACUCUCACUUCAAGAGAGAUGGAUCAAAUAUUAUCUAUCCUGUUAAGAUCAGCUUACGGGAGGCUUUAUGUGGCAGCUCUAUCAAUGUGCCAACGAUAGAAGGAAGAACCAUACCCAUGACAGUAAAUGAAGUUGUAAAGCCUGGCAUGAGAAGAAGAAUUAUAGGAUAUGGUUUGCCGUUUCCCAAAAAUCCUGACCAACGUGGAGACUUAAUUAUAGAGUUUGAAGUAAUUUUUCCAGAUACCAUUUCUCCAGCAUCAAAAGAAGUACUUAGGCGAAAUCUUCCAGUUUCAUAAAAUGAAGACUGCGUGUGUCAGCUCUUUAAAUAAGACACUGGAAAUGCAGAAGACUGGCAAGUCUGUGCUUUAAAAGUGCAAUCUGUAACAACUAGUGGAAUAUUUGUUUUUUUUGUUUUGUGGGAUGGGUGGGUGGGGAAUACUGUAAUGCUGCA